AUGUCUUUCAACCUUGUAGCAAUAGUUUCUAUGUUUGUAACAUUAGUAGUAGUUGUAGCAAGUGAAGAUAGCAAUAUCAGUUUCAUCUAUAAUGGAUUCAAAUCAUCACAUUUGUAUCUUGAUGGUGUUGCUGAGUUAACUUCUAAUGGAUUACUUAGAUUAACCAAUGAUACCAAACAAGAAAAGGGUCAUGCUUUCUAUCCAAAUCCUAUAGUUUUCAACAAUGGAAGUAGUAGUGUGUUUUCUUUCUCAACUACUUUUGUUUUUGCUAUAAGAUCAGAGUUUGGUUCUCUUAGUGGUCAUGGAAUUGUUUUUGUUGUUUCUCCAACAAAAGGGUUGCCGAAUUCACUACCAAGUCAGUAUCUUGGCUUGUUCAAUGAAACAAACAUAGGAAACAACAAUAGCCAUGUUUUUGGUUUAGAGCUUGAUACAAUUUUGAAUACUGAGUUUGAUGAUAUCAAUGACAACCAUGUUGGAAUUGAUAUCAAUGGAUUGAAAUCAGAAAAAUCGGCUUCGGCCGGAUAUUAUGACAUAGGUGGUAAUGAGUUCAAGAAUUUGAGCCUUUUCAGUGGCUUACCAAUGCAAGUUUGGUUGGAGUAUGAUGGUGGAAAGAAGAAGAUUGAUGUUACUUUAGCUCCAAUGAAUGUUGUGAAACCAGAAAAAGCCUUGUUAUCAUUGAACAAAGAUCUUUCUUCUGUUAUUGACAAUAGUACUAUGUAUGUUGGAUUCUCAUCUUCAACAGUAUGUUUGAUUCUAAUGGUAGCUAUAGCAAUGUUUCAUUUCAUCAAGAGAAAGAAAAUGUUCUCUGAGCUUCAUGAGGAUUGGGAGAAAGACUAUGGAACUCAAAGAUUCAAGUACAAAGAUUUAUACUUUGCAACAAAGGGUUUCAAGGAGAAAGAGCUGUUAGGAACAGGUGGAUUUGGUAGAGUCUACAAAGGUGUGAUGCCAAUUUCAAAGCUUGAGGUAGCUGUGAAGAGAGUUUCACAUGAAUCAAGACAAGGGAUGAAGGAAUUCGUGGCGGAGAUUGUUAGUAUCGGUCGUCUUCGUCAUAGGAAUCUUGUUCCACUUCUGGGCUAUUGCAGGCGAAAAGGCGAGUUACUUCUUGUCUAUGACUACAUGCAAAAUGGAAGCUUGGACAAAUAUUUACACAACAGAAAACAAAGAUUUACCUUAAAUUGGAGUCAAAGGUUUAGGAUCAUUAAAGGUGUUGCUUCUGGUUUGUUUUAUUUACAUGAAGAGUGGGAGCAAGUUGUGGUUCAUAGAGAUAUUAAAGCUAGUAAUGUUUUAUUAGAUGGUGAAUUGAAUGGAAGAUUAGGUGAUUUUGGUCUUUCAAGACUAUAUGAUCAUGGAACUGAUCCUCAAACAACACAUGUUGUUGGAACACUUGGUUAUUUAGCACCUGAGCAUACAAGAACAGGUAAAGCUACAACAAGUUCUGAUGUGUAUUCUUUUGGUGCUUUUUUGCUUGAGGUUGUUUGUGGUAAAAGGCCUAUAGAACAAGUAAGGGAAUGUGAGAGUUUGAUAUUGGUUGAUUAUGUUUAUGAUUGUUGGAAAAGAGGUGAGAUUGUUGAGGCUAGAGAUGUAAAUUUGGGUGUGGAUUAUGUGGUUGGAGAAGUUGAAUUGGUGUUGAAACUUGGUUUGUUGUGUUCACAUUGUGAGGCAUUGGCUAGGCCAAGUAUGAGACAAGUUUUGAGGUAUUUGGAGAGGGAUUUGCCACUUCCUGAUUUGUCUUUUCUUAGUUUGUCUUCAAUGGGAGUAACUUCUGGACAAUGUGAAAAUUUUCAAGAUUUUGGUAUGUCUUAUGCUUCUUCUUCUAUGGAUAGACCAUUCUCUCAUACUUCUUCAAUUGCUGAAUCACUUCUUUCUGGUGGUCGUUAG
Vicia faba (fava bean) is the source of this 1878-nucleotide messenger RNA. The record is from the annotation of a GenBank genome assembly. NCBI's taxonomy places the organism in Eukaryota, Viridiplantae, Streptophyta, Magnoliopsida, Fabales, Fabaceae.